AUGGGUGUUGACAAGAAGUUCAACGAUGAGGCUUUGGAGGCACACAAUGCGUAAGUCAGUUCCAAUUUACUGAUGAAUGUAAACUAGUAUUUGUGCAAAAUUUACAGAGGUAUAGUUAAACUUUGUAUACAUAAUACAAUGCAUUCAGUGCCCUCGCUGAGUGGCUGACAGUCCAGAUACGGUGAGUGACCGAUCUUAUGAAAUGGCCGAAAUUCUGAAAUGCGUUUUCGGUUAGGAAGGAUUACUCAGACGUGGUUAUAAUUCUGAUUAUCUUGCAGCAUAAUCCUAUAGUAUUUCGGACUCGGGGGGGUGUCAGCUUUUGAAUGCAUUGCUUUUCAAUUCCCUGUAGAAACCGUACUCGUUAAAACAAUGGCUUCUUCAGUAGCACGCAUUUCUCUUACUACUUUUCGACAAUCCUGCAAAUUCAGAUAUAUUUUAUAGAAACCACGAACGGCAAUACGCUUGCCUUCAGUCGUUUGAUAUAGAAUUACACCUUCUUUACAUUUUAUACUCAAGGAGAAGAAUAAUAAUAAGGUUUUAAAAAGUUUUUUAUAAUUCCCGAAUAAUUUGGAGCUUGAUCUGUCGUUGCAUUAGUGCUUAGUGAUUUCAGUCUACAUGCAGCAUACUCUCCGCGUAAAGAAAAUUACAUAUUUUUCUAUGUCUUCUAAAAGAUAUUAUAUAGAGUCUAUACAAUUUUGCAAUCAGUGUGGACUAUGUUGCACAUUUCAUGAGGAGCUGUGGUAAACGGCCAGGUACGGUACUAUGUGAAUGAACAUUUCGCGGUCUUAAAAAAUCUCAUAAUUAGAAAAAUUUUUAAAACCUGGUUAUACUGCUUCUUCGAGUAGAAAAUACAAAGAAGACGUAAUUCUCUAUCAAACGACUGAAGUCAAGCAUAUUGUCGUCCGUGGUUUCUAUAAAAGUUUGCAAGACCACCUAAAAGCAGUGGGAAAAGUGCGUGCUACUGAAAUAGCCAUUGUUUUAACGAGUACGGUUUCUACAGGGGACUAAAACGUGAUGCAUUAAAAAGCUGACACCCCACCGAGUCCGAAAUACUAUAGGAUUAUGCUACAAGAUAAUCAGCAUUAUAAUCACGUCUGAGCAAUACUUUCUAACCAAAAACGAAUUUCAAAAUUUCAGCCAACAUUUCAUGAGAUCGGUCACUCACUGUAGUUCUCAUGGUGACUUUUAAAUCCCCUCAUUUGUCGGUUAACCACCCCAUCUUCUUGUCUUGUUGGCGUUUGCAGGCUUCGUAAUCUACACGGCUGUUCUCCGCUUACAUACGAUGCGGAACUUGCCAAACAGGCUCAAAGCUAUGCGGAACAACUGGCCCGAAUGAACAGACUUGUUCACAGCAAUUCAACAGAUCGUGGAGAGAAUCUGGCGACAGCAAGUGGCAUGCCUACAGCCAACCUGAGUGGUAGGUAUCAGUUUCAAAACUGAGAGCGUUAAAUCGUCGUUGUUGCAGAGCACACCGCCUAAAGUUCGAUAGCUGAUAGGGCCAGUUAGACUAACUCGCACUUAAAUAAAUAGAUCACCACGUGAACGCUCUUAGCUACAACAGAGUUUAAUUUCUUUUGAAAGUACAAAUUAGGGUUUUCUGAAUUUUUGACUUAAUUAGAACAUUUAUUACUGCGGGGAGACUUAAAGAAACACUCCCUGGAUGCAUGUUUCAGCCUUUAGAAUGGUCUCCGAAAUCGUAAAGCAAACGCUAGGAAGGAAAAUGUGUUUUAGGGUUGGUUUCGUUCAUGUGGGGUUGUAAUGUAAUGUUGUAAUGUUAACUGGCGUACAGCAUAAUUCAAAGAUAUUUCAGUUAAUGCGGGAUGCCGGCUUUUGAACGAACGUCCUUCCAGCCGCUCACAAAAAAUACACUCUGUAAGAAUGACUUCUUAAGUUUUAUGCAUUUUUCUCGUUCACUUUCGAUGCCCUCAAAAGUUAAAACAUAUUUCCUGAGCGGCAUGCAUAAAAAUAUUCAUCCUUUUAUUCAUUUGAAAGAAAAUAAUGUCUUCUUUAAAUUGUGUGCUCGAAAGGAUGGUAUGAUUCGGCUUUAAAAAUUCCCAAAUGAUUUUGGACUCAACUUGAAUUUAACUUUUGAACCCAGAGUUUCCAGACUACAAGCUGUAGGCUUUUCUUGCAAGAAAAUAAUAUAUUCCUAUACGCUAUUAAGAGAGCGUCGUAUGGAGUUUGUAAACGUUGGCAGUGCAUUUGAGGUAUAUUGCAAACUUUGCAAGAAACAUUAGUAUAUACAGAGACACAAUGUUGUUCGAGCGGGCAUUUCACAGUCUUAAGUAAUCUCACAAUUAUAAACAUUUAAAAACCGAAUUGUACCUUUUCUUCGUGCAUUUUUGCGCUUGUUUUCCACGAAAGAUAAUCGAAUUUUAAGGGGCAUUUAAAGUCAACGAGAAAAAUACACACUACUUAGGAAGUCAUGCUUUACAUAAUGUAGCUUUUGCUGGCGGCUGGAAAAAAGAAGUUUUGUUCAAAAGCGGGCAUCACGUAGUAACUAAAAACACAUUUUAGAAUUCCGGCCAUUUUAUUAGUUUAGAAAAUGUCCUACACCUGUGCGCGUUGAAAUUCAUGAAGAGGCACAGUCUUGUAAGAAAAGACUACCUAGUCAGGGUCACGCAAUAUGGGUACGGGAAAAGGUUUUAUUCGUAACGUGCACGUAGCCAUGCAGCAAUAUCGUACCGUACUGUGUGUACAAUGUGUAAGCCGGAAUAUUCGAUCAUACUCUUUACAUUGCUAACAGAAGAUAUGCUAUCUCAUGGAAUUUUAACCAAAAUUGUGAUAUGUGUUUCUGAUCCGAAAAUAUUGUCUAGUGGGGCUGUAACGCGAUUCAUUGCACAGAAUAAUCCUCAAACAUUUUAGUUAAAACAGGAUGUCGACUUUUGAACAUACUUCGUUCCGACCGGGCGCAAAAAAUACACUUCGUAAAAACGACUACUUAAGUAUCGUGAAUUUCCCUUGUGAUUUUCAAUAUCCUAACAAAUUCAAAGGGACUUUAUGAAAAACACAAAAAUAUUCUUUUUGCUCUCGUAUGAUAGGCAAUUACGUCACCUUAAACUUCUACACUUGAGGAAAUGGUUUCUUUCGGUUUUAAAAACUGUCGAGAUUCCCGGUUAAUUUUGAACCCGACCGGCCGUCAUGGUGCUCAAACUACCAGGUGCAUACUUUUCCUGUACGAAAAAGUAAAGCCUUUUACUAGGAAGGCUUCGUAAAAUGCUCAUGAACAUUGAAGAUGGAUGUGGGCCGUGUUGAUUACUUUAUAAGCAGUUUCAAUAUACAAACAAAUAGAAUGCUUUGUGAACGGACACUUCAUCAUCAUAAAGAAAUCAAAAAUAAAAAAAUUCUUUAAAAGCAAAAAUACCUUUUUCGAGUAAAAAAUGGACUGGGGCAAACUUCACUAUGGAAUAUAUACAAGAAAGAAUAUUUUAUUAUAUGUUAUCUAUAUAAUGUACUUUAAUUUAUAAAGGCAUCGAUCAUCAAUGAAAACAUUCAUGGUACUCAAGCGGACAUUUUUUCAGGAUUUGGUUCUUACGGACGGUCGAAAAAAGGUUUGUUUAGAGGCCGAACACUGCUUUGACAGAGAUAUCAUCAUCAGUCGGACACACUCAGCUCCGAAAUGUGCAAAACCUGGGAUUCCAUCCUGCGACCUUUUGGUUAGAAGUUCAACGCCCCUAACCCCUGCAACUUCUCGCGUUUGCAGACAAUUGCAGAAGCAUGACCCACGACAUGCUUAAUUUAGAAUUUGAAAGAUAAUCAUGGGUUCUCAACGCAUUAACUUUUUUUUCUUCUUUUCCAAAUGAAUAAGCAAUCUCUAGUGAAUUGAUACAGUUACCCAAUUCGGAAACACUUGGUUACAGUGCCAGGAAAGAUCAGACACAAUUGUUGAUAAGAGCAAAAGGUCCCCAGAAUAACAGCUUGUGAUUUAGUCGGAGUCACCAGCUAGCCUCAGUUUAAUAACGGAGUGGGACGAUCUGAGAUUUGACUUUUUUAAAGUAAACUGUAGAGCACGGUUGAGAUCGGUAAUAUAGACUCAGGGAAACACCCUCCUUUACAGGACUUGUUGUGUUCUGUACCACACGUCUGAGUUUGUUUGUGACAUUUCUCUGUGGGAGAGUAGAAUACCAACAAAUACAAGGAAUGAUGAAGUAGGCGUUUCUGGGUCCUCUGCGCUCACCAUGCAGCCACCCCCCACCUCAUGUACCUAGAGGCAUGAAAUUUCAACCAGCGUCCAGUCAUGCAUCGAAUAUCUGACGUGAAUAAUCACAUAGGGGCUAGAGAUUUCGAAGAAAGAAAGAAAUAACUUCUUCCGUUUGAAAGUCUAAGCCCAAGCUGAGUUCAAGUCCAAGUCUAAGAUUUGCCAGAGAAACCGAUAAAACACAAACUAACUUUAAAGAAGAAAGAUAGAAGGACAGUCGCGGAAGGCCUGAAGAUUGUUUUUAACCCAAAUGACAGCACGGAGAAUGCAGACUGGUCGUCCUUGGCUGUUGUCGAUAUUCCAGUCUUCCCUGGCUUUGUCGGUGGUAUUAUUCGGCCUAUAUUACUACCCGCUGUUUGACUGCUGGCGCGGCUCGAGAGAUAGAAAGCCCUAAGGCACAAAGAGAGGCGAGAUUGUCCCGUAAUUCUACCGGCGAGCGUCCCGUCGUUCAUGUACAUAUUAUGUGAAUUCAUACAGGAGGCAAAAGGUCCCAAGUAUACUUUAACAACUAUGUUGCACUGCGACUCAUACGCAGUGCAUGUGUCUCGUGCGCAACACAUAUGUACCAAUGUAGCAAUACAAUGCCGAAAUUCCGUACCAUACCCCAUAGAGUAUGCACAUGUGACGAUAUAACAUUGCCACACGAUAUAACAUUACCACACGCGGCCUAUACAUUAUGCGUAAUGAUGAUACAGUAGGUGGGCUAACUCAUGAAAUGUCGACCGAAAUUACAAAAUGCGUUUUCGUUUCGAAAAGAUUAAGUAAAUAGAGUUGUAAAACUAGUUAGCCUGCAGUAUAAUUCUAUAAUAUUUCAGUUACCUCAGAAUACCGGCUUUCGAAUAAACUUCCUUCCGGCUGCAUGCAAAAACUACAGUCUGCAAAAAUGACUACUCGAUUAGCGUGCAUUUUUUUCAUCGAUUUUCGAUUCCCCUAAAAGUACAAUUAUAUUUCAUGGAAAACAUGCGUAAAAAUAUUAAUUCUUUCCCUCAUUCGGCAGAUAUUUACAUUUUCUUCCAAUCUUAUACUCGAAGGAGGGACAUAAUUCGGUUUCUAAAAAGUUCUCUAAUUCCCGAAUAAUUUUGAACCCGCUCUGCCGUCACACUUGCAUUCAGGGUUUCCAAACUACAAGCCAUGUAUCUUCCGCGUACGGAGAAGUACACAUUUCUCUACGGUAUUAAGAGGAGACCAUAUGGGGUUCAUAAAAUUUAGCAACGGAUUUGAUCCAUAUUGUUAACUUUAUAAGCCACAUUGAUUAAUGCAAAGACAUGACGAUUUAUGAACGGCUAUUCCACUGUGUUUAGAAGUCCCACAAUCAUAGACUUUUUUAAAACCGAAUUAUGUCCCGCCUUCGAGGAUGAAAGUGAAAGAAGACGUAAUGUUCUUCAAAUGAGCGAAAGAAUGAAUAUUUUUUAUGCACGUUUUCCAUGAAAUAUAAUUGGACCUUUAGAGGCAUCGAAAAUCAAUGAGAAAACGUCAUGCUAAUUAAGUAGUCGUUUUUUACAGAGUAUAGUUUUUGCAUGCAGCCGAAAGGAAGUUCAUUCGAAAGCCGGCAUCCAGGGGUAACUGAGAUAUUAUAGAAUUAUGUCACAGGCAUGAUAGUUUUACAACCCUACUUGAUUAAUCUUUUCGAAAAGAAAACGCAUUUCGGAAUUUCGGUCGACAUCUCAUGAGUUAGCCCGCCUACUGUAGUUUACCGCUAUCUUAGAAGUCCCGAGUCAUGUCAAAAGUAUAAAUUACUCGAAUGAAUAGAUUACUGCGUUAGCAAACCGCUAGCCUAUUUGGUUAGAUUUGGAUGGCAGCCUUGAACGUCACAUUACUCUAUUAAUAAGCCUCAUUUGUCUUUAAGCAGAAUGUACAUUAUUAUGUGCCAAUUAUUCGCAUGGUGCAUGAGCUGAAAAUUCCCGACUUAAUUUACGAAGUUUGUUAUUGUUAAAAGUUACACCACACGUCUUCGCCUCAUACAAACAGCCCCAUCUCUGUGAGGUAACUAAAGUUGACACCUCCUGUCUUUACCAGGGAAGAGUACCGCUGCUUGUCCCUUCAGUAAAUCACGACGUUUACAGUAGUACAACAUAUGCUCUUGCAAUUUACCCACAGACUGGCGGCAAGAUGUUGCACUUAUUUCUCUAUAAGUGAAGAAAAGUUGAGCACCGGAACACUUUGUUUAUUGUCCUGAGCUUUCAGACUCGUACAAGAGUCCAUCGUCAGAGGUAGUAGCAGCAACAGAACAAGCGACAGUUAUAGGGCAUGUAGGCCAAUCAUCGACUGACGGCGCAAGACUGGAGAUGAAUACACAGGGCUCUGUACGCCGGCGCCAGAUCGAGAAAUCGAUUGACCGAGUUCUCAUCCGGGACCCAGGCUUCAAGCGAUUUUCGGCAUGUUUUUUUCCCGGCGUGGGCGACUAUUUUGGUGGCUGCGAAGUUAAACUCGUGACCCAUUCCAUAGGUGUGGGUGGCCACAUGUGAUAAUACGUCACCUCGUCGCACAACCAGCUUAUGUUCGUGUAUGCGUGAUCCGAGCAUGCGCCCAGUCUGCCCUGCGUAGUUACAUGGACAAUUCUGACACGGAGUGCGAUACACCACUCCAGAUUGCUUUUCGGGCUUUAACCGGUCUUUGAUUUUCAUGACCCUAUUGCGCAUGGUGGCUUUGGAGCGGUGUGCAAUUCCAGCACCUUGCUUCGCAGCAAUGCGCUCGGUCGCUUCUGCCAUGCAUCCUUGACGUAUGGCAGAGAAUGCCAUAUCGUCGUUGGUGUUGAUGUUCGAGUCCUCUGGUGGCGGCCGCGUAGGCAGCGACUUAUAAAUGCCAUUGGAUAGCCAUUUUGCACAAUCUCGUCGUGGAGAUAACGGGCCUUAUGUGUUUUGUCAUCCGGUUUGCUGCAAUGAGUUUGAAUCCGUUUAAAGAGCGUCUUAACACAGCUUCGUUUGUGAGCCACCGGGUGGAUACUGUGAAAACUGAGAAGCUGUGCGGUGUUCGUUGCCUUCCUAUAAACCGUCGUUUCAAGUUCACCGUAAAGGUUUCGUCUGACAAGCAGGAAGGGCAACUGCUGUUCCUGUUCUUCUCCCCUCGUGAAUUUUAUAUCAGGAAAGACUGCGUUGAGCAGGCUGUGGAAAUGUUGUAGCAUGUCCAUCUUUACGAUGACGAACGUGUCGUCUACGUAACGGCGCCAAAAUACCGGCAAAUUUUGGAUGAAGGCAAUCUUUUCUGACUCCUGUAGGACCAGUUCUGCUACUAAACCGGAGACCGGUGAGCCGAUUGGGGUUCCCUUGAUUUGUUCAUAGGUCUCCCUCGCAAAAGUGAAGAAAGUUUGUUGGCAGAAUUCAAACAACCUCAUGAGGUGUUCAAUUUUGAGUGCAUUCUGAGUCUCAUCGUACGUCUCUUCAAACCUCUUGCGAAAGACUUCGCGGGCCAAGUUUGGUGGGAUAAAGAUCACGAUUUUGUCCGAUUGAAUCCUCCGACCUCGCAGGUUUCCAUCCAAAAACUAACCCAAAAGCGAAGACCGUGAGGUCUUGUGCAAAAAAUCUCAGAGCAAGACACCGGAAUAUAAACCGAUGAAAAACCAAAUCUCGUCCACUUAGAUUGAUAAUGGCUUGAUGCACAUAAGUAGUAAAUUCUGAGGCUCAUUUCAAUUUCAAGGAGGUUUCGGUGCAAUUUUAAAAUAAUUAACUGCUAGAGAAACAGACUGCACGCGGGAAUAGGAAGCCUCCGUAAUACAGUGACAUUGUAUUUAAUUCUAGUGACAGGAAUUAAGAUAGUUCUCUUUUAUUCUUUCGUAAGCUGCGGAUGCCUCACUUAUGUGGUACAAAGAAAUUCUGGAGUACGACUUUCGCGGACAGGACCAGAUUGCCUGCGGUAUGUUCUACCUUCUCUAUUCAAUAAAAAUAAGGAAAGUUAAUUGCCCAAUCAAGUUAAUAAUUGACAAAGGACUGUGGAAUCCCAUUUGUUAAAACUCCUUUACUGCAAACAGACUGCCGGGAUAUGUUAUCAAUCAUCAGUUUGAAUAAUGGUUUUAUAAAAGUUUACUGUUUGACGACUAUCAUGUAUCAUCGCAUGGGAUUCGAAGUCAUGCCGACAGUUUGAUUGUAAAAUUAAUGAGCGCGGAAUUUGUUGUUGCUCUCCCUUGCAUGAUAAUUGAGCGUCUUAUGUUUACUUCCUCUGAACAGAGGUUGUUAACAGUUUAAAGCUUCACGAGUACAUAUCGAUCAGUUUCGAAUGGCUCCUUCUUUUUAUUUAUCAAUUAGCCUUAUAAGACCACUGGAGGUGAAAAGAUCAUGAAUCUUUCGAUGGGGGUUCCCCUCCAGCGAGAUCGGUUCUCUGGUCGGAAUGACUCGCUAAUAAACAGCAGAAUAUUCCUUUACAUACCUGCAUAAUCUAGCGAUUAUAAUUUAUGCUCCCCGGUCUUGUAAUCCUACCGGCAAACUUGUUUUCACGCGAAAAUGCAUCCAGAAGAAAAAUUCUGCAUCCUAGGAAUUUCUCUGGCGAUUGCAUGAUUCAGAAGGAGGCAUCAUCUUCGUACGGCCAUAGCACUUUAGGCACUCCUUAACGAAUGACUAAAUACACAUACAAAGCGUGAUUCUUGCAGUGAAAUCAGUUCAUCACUUUCAAAUUUGGAUGCCUAAUUUUAACAGGUCACUUCUCGCAGCUGGUCUGGAAAGAUACCAAAGUUGCCGGCUUCGGAGUGGCGAAGACCGCAAAUGGACAAAGCGUGUACGUUGUCGGCCAAUACAAACCCCCUGGCAACUUCAUGGGCCAGUGGGCUAGUCAAGUCCCACGACCCCUGAACGGGAAGGUCGUCGUGCCGACAGCAGAGGCAUUGAUGUGUAAGUCAUAUUGCUCAGUCGGACUCAGGAACUGUUUAACGUCAUAAAUUCAUUCUACUCACUCAGUACUAGUAGCACUUGCGGUAAGUGGUUUAAUUCGGGAAACGUUACGACCAGUUCGGGGGGCACCCGAACGCUAGACAUUUUGCACAUUAGCGCCACGCGCUCCCGAAAGCUAUUUUAUCAACGAAAAGGCUGACUAAUCCUGUGCGGAAUUAAACGCCACUACGUGUCAAGGUAAUUGCCUUUGUUAAUAACUGUAGCAGACAACAUCUGCGUCCCAAUUUCAGUUAUCUAACUAGAGGGCAUAAGCACAAAAGACGAAAAUGUCUCACAGCUAUCGUCACAACAAAAAGCUUGAUUUUUCAGGUUGCGAAAUUCAGGCGGGACAAGGAGUGAAGCAGCAUGUUUUCUUUCCAAAAAACGGAAGUUUAUACUCCUUUCGAAAAUGCUGACUUGUAAAUUGCAGUGAUUUUUUUCACUACAAUGCUGUAAUAAUGGUCGCAAGCCGUCAACUGCUUUAGCGCGCUCCUGCUUUUCCUGACAUACGCAGUUAUUUCAGAGGGGAAAAUAAAAAGUUCAAUAUUUCAAAUGUUAUUUUAACUUUGAGGAUAUAGUAAGAUACUUUCUAUGCGGUCUAGUUAUUUAGAAGCAAAAUGGGCGCAGCAUAAGUGGGGUUGGGCAUUAUUUUAGUCCUUCCCUGGACACUCUAUGGCGCAAUUAUAAGCCUAGACGUAUAUAAUGAUAAUAAAAAUGGCCCCAAAUAAUGAGAAAAGGAAACUUUUCGUCUGCGACAGGAACGUGACCGGUUGCAAAGGUGGGCCAGUCGUUUGGAUUCUUUCCAUCACUUUAAUUUGAAAAGUGUAAAGUAUGUGAACCUUCAUCAGCAAAACACCCUAGUAAAACACUUUGUAAGAGAGGCAGUUAAUUAAAGAAGGAUUUUAGAUUGAUAAGAAGCGUAUUAAUCACAGGUCUUCGUUGGGAACGCCCUUUUUUCCUCGGCGACUGGAUGAGUCUACAGAUAUGGCAAAAACGUCCUCACUAGUGGCAGAGAAAUUUUUCAAAGAUUAUCUCAUCAGUUUAGACAAUCGACAUAGUACUCUGAAAACCUAAGAGUAUUCACUGUCAUUUCAAAAAUAUCAGUAAACACGGCCAACGUCGUUGUCGCCAGGAAGUUCACAGUAAUUUCGCAAACGAAAGUUUUUAUUUUAAAACACAGAAAAGUGGAUGCUUCUAAUAGAAUCUGUUACCUAUAUUCCGAAUUCUAAGUCAUUGUCUGCAUCUCACCGUGAGGUCUUGAGAAAAAGCUAAUUUUUUCGACGUCCCUAUCAGCAAGAUCAAGUAGAAUUUUUUAUUAUGUUGCCUGCAUAAAACAAGUAAUCAGCUAUUAUCCCUAAAAUUUAAAAUGUAAUCCUACUUAUGACCACUUGUCAAACUACAGCGGAGUUAUCAAGGUCAACAGACUAUUAUUAAUAAAAUUCUCUGUCACCGGUAUUCUAAACUGAUGCCAAUACCAAGGUCAAAUUAUAUCACUGCACACUCCCGUUUGAAGAAAAACCGUGUUUACCUAUAUCCUGACAGGCUUGCCACACGAAGAAGUCCAGAAACCGGCUCCAAAGCCCGUCGUCCAACCCCCGAAGCCGCAGGCAAAACCUCCCGUUACCACUGCUGCGUCAACAGUAGGCACCAGUGAGACCGAAGUAUGCCCAAUUGCAUUGUCUACAUGUUAACUUUCCUCAAAAUGCUCGAAUGAAUUUGUAUGACUGCUCUCACUUGUAAAUUAAGGAGCCAAACCUGAAAAGUGCCAUUGUUGCUGCCCACAACGAAUUCCGGCGGGCGAGAGGUCUACAGCCCCUUCGUGUCAACUCUGUGAGUUCUCAUUGAGAAAAUGCAAGAUUCUUGAUCACAAAAUUGUAUCCUUACUUAAUUCCCCCCCUCCUUCUCCUCAUCCAUCUUCUUCUUUUUUAGGAGCUGGAGAAUCUUGCACAGAAAUGGGCUGAGUCCCUCAAAGCGGGCAAGAGCCACGGGAAAUGUGAUUGGACGUUCCGAGGCCAGCCGGUGGGACAGAAUGUUUUCAAAUCUCGACAUCAUAAAAAAGAUGGUGAGUUUUGUUGGGCACUAUGUGCAUUGGCAGAGGGGCGCUCACUCGUCCCGUGGUGCCUUACGGGCUCUCUCUCUCUCUCGGGCCCAACCAGCAGUCGCACAGCGGCGCAGAAUAAAGGCAGAAUUAUAGUACCGAAGAAGACAAGGGCGACUGGAAUAGUCAUUUCUGGCUUAUUAGGCGUCGUCAGUCAGACAUACCCAAACUCCGAAGUGUGGAACAGAUGGGGCUCGAUCCCGCGACUGGUGGGCGCCCCUCUGCCAUUGUAUAUUUCCGAUCGAAAACCGACAAGACAACGGGCUCGUGGCCCAGUGGUUAGAGGCGUGGACUUCUAGCUAACAGGUCGCGAGUUCGAGCCUCGGGUGUUGCACGCUUCGGGGUUGGGUAUAACUUGCCGACGACGGAUAAUAAGUCAGAAAUGGCCAGUGCAGUCUCCCUUGUUCUUGUCGGUAAUACCACUUUGACUAUGUACAAAUGAAGAAACAUCGCCCUUGACUUGCCUUUUAUGCGCAAAAAAAUAAAAGUCUUAUUAGCUUCUGAGACAUAUAGUCCCUCCCCCCUCGCCCCAGAAUGUUGACCUACAAUUUUAUUUAAUUAUUUUUCUCGUAAAUUCAAACAAAGCCGACUCGAUCAUCAAAAAGUGGGCCGGCGGAGAGAAGUACUACCAAGGAGCUAGUAGCGCGUCGACCACCCCCAAAGCCGGUAAGCCUGAGUGACCUUAAUGGCUGGUGUGCUUUGCGGAUAUAGAUAAAUGACCCUCCUUUACUGAAUGAUUUUUAAUUUGGACCUUGCAGCAAAAUUCACCCAACUUGUGUGGGCCUCUAGCAGUGAGAUCGGUGUUGGCGCGGUGCUGGCGCACAGACCCCACCGGUCCGUAGUAGUUUGCUUCUACAGUCCCGCCGGAAAUAUACCCAGUGGCUACCGCUUCAAUGUGGACAAUUACCUCAACUAG
Molecule: messenger RNA, 12068 nt
Organism: Spirometra erinaceieuropaei
Lineage: Eukaryota; Metazoa; Platyhelminthes; Cestoda; Diphyllobothriidea; Diphyllobothriidae
Source: the annotation of a GenBank genome assembly